UGAAAGAGAAAGGAGGAGCUGAGAGGAGGACGAGGACAACGAAGGUGUCAGCAUCAGGCCCCCCCCACCCACACACACCUUCUCACACACAUACAUUUUCACAGGAGAGGUAAAAGUGAAGGAAAAGACUGAGCAGAAGGGGAAGAAGGGACAGAUUGAGCUUUCAUGUCCUUGCUGUAGCGGACGUAGCGGCUUCCAUCACAGCAGUUUGCGUUUGUGUGCGUGUGUGUGUGUGUGUGUGAUAUGUAUUCCAGAGUGCAGCAUGGUCUCAGCUCAGUUCCGUUAAUGAAGACAGGGACACUGCAGUGACCGUGUGUAUGAGCGAGUGUGUAUGUGGUGUGAGCAUGGGAGUGUGUGUGCAUGGGGAGGUCUGAUAGGUGCAGUGUUGCCGCUGUGUGUGAGACGAAUGUGCAGACGGACACAAUGCGAGGACAGGAGGAUCUGAGAUAAAGAAGAAAUUGAGGUGUGUGUGAGAGUGUGUGUGAGAGUGACUCCAGCAUCCUCAGCAUUAGUGCUGCAGAAGCACCGCUAACUCAUCUACACUGACUCACACACUGGCACCAGGGAAGACGAGGGGGUCGUUGGCAACGGGGACGGUCCUGGGUCAGAGGUGGUGACCCCAGCUUACGUCCGUCGGUACGGCGGCGCACAGCAGCAAGGGCGAGAGCGACGGGCGGAAAGCCACCAUGGGCGAGUGGACGAUAUUGGAGCGAUUGCUGGAGGCUGCGGUGCAGCAGCACUCCACCAUGAUCGGGAGGAUCCUGCUAACAGUGGUGGUGAUCUUCCGCAUCCUGAUCGUGGGUAUAGUGGGUGAAAAGGUGUACGAGGAUGAGCAAAUUAUGUUCAUAUGUAACACGUUGCAGCCCGGCUGCAACCAGGCAUGCUACGACAAGGCCUUUCCCAUCUCGCACAUACGCUACUGGGUGUUCCAGAUCAUCCUGGUGUGCACCCCGAGCCUGUGCUUCAUUACCUACUCGGUGCACCAGUCGGCCAAAUACAAAGACCGCCAGUACACCGUCCUGCAUGGCCCCUAUAUCGACCACGGGCACGGGCCAAGCCGUAAAAUGCGCAGCCUCAACGGCAUCCUUGUCCACGACUCCAAGGACGAAGAAAUUCCAGAGCUUAAGGACAUUCCGAACAUCCCUUCAUGGCCUACUCGGCCCUCAAAGAGUGUCAAGGCACGGCGACAGGAGGGCAUCUCACGCUUCUAUGUAAUCCAGGUGGUGUUCCGUAACGCGUUGGAGAUUGGCUUCCUUGCUGGCCAGUACUUUCUUUAUGGAUUCAAUGUGCCGGCGAUGUUCGAGUGCGACCGCUACCCAUGUGUCAAGGAGGUCGAGUGCUACGUAUCACGGCCCACUGAGAAAACUGUCUUCCUGGUGUUUAUGUUUGCAGUUAGCGGCGUUUGCGUCGUGCUAAACUUGGCCGAGCUCAACCACCUGGGCUGGAGGAAGAUCAAAGCCGCAGUACGGGGCGCUCAGCAGCGCAGGAAGUCGGUGUGCGAGCUCAGGAAGAAGGAUGCCUCGCACUUGUCCUCGCUCCCCAACCUGGGGCGCACACAGAGCAGUGAGUCGGCGUACGUCUGACGGAGAAUAGGGGAGGGGCUUAGAAGGGCAUGGGCAUGGAUGACCAGACGAAAGCAGAAGGCGCGUCCUACGAUUAUAACCUGAUAGCAUGAGAUGACUUGGUAAUCAUUCGCAGGGUCGGACUAUGGGAAGUGGGAUGGGAUUUAAGGGACAUGGACCUAAAUGUUAAAGAGAGAAACUUUUGUGGGACUCAAAAACAUAUACGCAUGCAAGAACGGUAUCCUGAUACUCGGAUGUCUGUCUCCCCAAGACCUGUGGGUGUCUUCCAAACAGAGCCAUGUCGAACAAAAAGAACUGUUUUUGGGAGGCAGAGAUGGAGAGAGACCAAGUUGCUCAGUGAUUAUUCAUUUUCAAGUCUUACGCGACAAGUUUAAGCUUGGUCUGUCUCUUUUUGUGUGAAAUAACAAUUGCAAGAAUUGACAUGUAAAAGUAAAGAAUGAGAAGAUGAUGAUGAUGAUGGUGACGACGAGGUUGAUGAUGAAAACAAGCCCCUCCCCCCUUUUACAGCAGCCGGGCAAUAAGAGGACCACCACCUUAGUCAUCUACCUAAAAGUAACCAUGAAUAAAAAGAAUAACCAGACACUCGUUACUCUGUUCACUUCUCUUAGAGCCCUCGAGCUGCUGCCUAGAAACAAUUCUGUACAUAUUUUGGCAUUAUGGGUUCCUGCAUUAUUUGAACAAUUACUUAAUGCUGCUUUGUAUAACUGGUGGUCCUGUAUGUCCAAGUCAAGCACAGUUUCUGCUCUCACGCAUUUUGCUCAGAAGUUUAACGAUAUAAUAUUUAUCUUGAUGGCCAUCCGCGGCCAUCCAUCUCUUACAGGUUGAAGAGGGAGCUAUAGAGCUAUAAAUGUUACAUAGCUAUUCUAGGUGGUUUAUUUUACAGCCAGGUGAAAUCACAGGAAUUCUAUAUUGUAAUACAGUAUAACAGACAAUGUAUACGCUAUCUGUGGGUGGGGCUAACCAUGGGUAAAACCCCACACGAUCCAUGUCACUCAUCUCUGCCAUUUGAACUUUUGUCAAAACUAUGCAUUCACACUUUCAGGUCUAAGGAAUUGUCCAGCUAGCUUGCUGGUGUGCCUGCUGGUUGGUACAUGAAGGUUGUGUUCAGUUGCUUGAGCAGUGUAGCAAUCGGAGACUCUGUCGAUUUAGGAUUAUAAUAGCUCUCGAUUUGGUGGGUUAGAUGUCACUUUUAGAUGUUAGGUUUUCUUUUUAAAAAGAAAGUUAACAUGUGAACGUAGAGUUUGUCACGUCAACAAUAACAACGUUUAAAAUAAGUAAGAUCACAAAGCAAAUGUUCAGAAAAAAAAUAACUUGUGACCCCUUUCGAUUUCCAUAGUGUGUGAGCAGACUGUCCUUGACCCAAAAUACAGUACCGCAAAUGGGCUGCUGAAUUGCAAGAUUGUUUAAAGAAAAAAAUCAAAGAAAGUAAGAAAAUAUGAACUUUAUUUAUUUAUUUACGUAUUUAUUUGUUGCUCUUUAUUAAAGAAUCUUGUACAUUACAUAAUAAAAGAAGAUUUUUUUUUUUAAACAGACUUUGCAUAACCUUCUGCAGAAAAAAAAAUACCAAGGCAUGUUAAUGAUGCAUUAUUAGAAUGGCUAGACAGUGUCCUGGGCUGUUUCUAUUUUCUAAAAAAAAAAAAAAAAAAAAUGCAAAAGACUUUUUUUUCUUUCUUAUUUGCACCCUGUUUAUGUACUCCAAAGCAUGCUGAGCAGAAAACUAUAGCACCAUGCAGAUAUGGGAUUAUGGAACCUGUGCUGAAUAUGGCUCUGGUAUUGCAGCAAUAAUACAUAUAUUACGAAUAAGUGAUUAUAAGAAAGAAAAUAUCUAUAAUGAGUAUAUAUGUGGAAAAAAAAAAUAAAAGGA
Molecule: messenger RNA, 3447 nt
Organism: Clarias gariepinus (North African catfish)
Lineage: Eukaryota; Metazoa; Chordata; Actinopteri; Siluriformes; Clariidae
Gene: gjd1a
Product: gap junction protein delta 1a
Exons: 2
Coding region: 687-1583 (298 amino acids)
Biological process (GO): cell communication
Cellular component (GO): connexin complex
Source: RefSeq, a predicted model, not a curated record